CUGGACUCUGAUGCUAACGCUUCUCAACGACCUACUAUGCUGCCCAUCCCACGGCAGGUUGCAUUUCUAACGUACAUAGUCUUAUUAUUACCCAAAAUUUACGCCAGACUCGCUGACGACUCUAUAGUGCAUUGCAAUUCUUCAACCUGUAAGCCCUGCCCUGAUUGGUGUCAUUUGGAUGCUCGCCUAGUGCAACCAUUCCUAGAGGCUGUAUGACAGAAACAGUUUGGGUUCUGGUAGUUUCCGAACGCCCAGUUCUCGCCCGUAAUCCAUGGUAUUUCUCUACAUCCGAUCGUUCAUUUCUUCUUCAUCGGGCGAAUCAGAAAAAUGACCAGACCCCCUUGGCUGCCCCUGGUAAUUCUAAUGACAGCAUUAACCACGUUAGGCUGUGGCUUAGAUGUUGCAGUGUCAUCGGCAAGAAUCCAAAAUGUUGUUCUGGUGCAUGGGCGUCGUGAUGACAUUAUUGGAUGGUGUACGUCCCAAGCGGUAACUGACAUACUGGUGGCAGGGAGUAUGGUGGCGCUGCUAUGGCGUAGUCGCACUGGGUUUCGACGAACGGAUCGGGUUCUCACCUUGAUGGGAAUAUACGCCGUGAACACCGGCUUAGUACCAUGCAUCAUGGCCAUCGUAAUGGAAAUUAUCUUUCUGUCUUACACGAGAUCGGUCCAUUUUAUUUACGUCCUCUUCAAUACAUCUUUAGGAGGGGUGUACACCUUCACUCUCCUUGCAAACUUAAAUGCACGAAUUCGCAUGCGGUCGUGCCUCCGCCCGAAAAAGGGUGAAGCGAUCAAUAAUGAGUCUAUCUUCAUUCCUCCACAGAGCCUGCGGAUCGGACCAAGUCCACCACAUUUGAGCGGCGAUGCUCCCGGCGUCCAAUAUACCAAUGAGCGUUACGCAGUGGUUUCAAGUGAUGAUAUACCGAUGGGUGAUGUUGUUACCGCAUAAACCCUGUUUCAAGAACCUGAGGGGAAAGGUAUUCUAAUCAGCCGGCUAUUAUCAUUAUGC
Molecule: messenger RNA, 1005 nt
Organism: Cantharellus anzutake
Lineage: Eukaryota; Fungi; Basidiomycota; Agaricomycetes; Cantharellales; Hydnaceae
Exons: 15
Coding region: 328-945 (205 amino acids)
Source: RefSeq, a predicted model, not a curated record